Messenger RNA from Hyla sarda, 2478 nucleotides. It is a transcript of the gene MFSD8, whose product is annotated as major facilitator superfamily domain containing 8. Lineage: Eukaryota; Metazoa; Chordata; Amphibia; Anura; Hylidae. Gene Ontology annotation, biological process: transmembrane transport. Bases 486 to 2045 code for a protein of 519 amino acids. Gene Ontology annotation, cellular component: lysosomal membrane. The record is from RefSeq and is a predicted model, not a curated record. Gene Ontology annotation, molecular function: transmembrane transporter activity. The transcript is spliced from 16 exons.
UAUGGCAGCUCUGUAGUAUUGUCAGCCCCCAGUACUCAAAUAGCGAUGCUUUGUUUGUCCCACAGUAGAGAUGGCGGUUUCCUUGUAACGUGUCACGUGACCGCGCGCUCCUGCUCUACAGCGUGGCGCCAUCUAGAGAUGUCGGGUAAGGGCGGAAGCGAUUGGGAUUGUCACAAGACCCGCCUGCACCGCGUACGGGAGUUGAAAAUGUUCGGUGCUCGUGUUUUCCCGGUAUAAGGCAGGUGCGGCCCCUGAGUUCUCUUAGGCUCCGUGUACACUAUAUGCGUUAUUUCCUCUUCGCUCUCAGGUGCAUGAAGAAGAAAAGUGAACAAAUAACCCUCGGACCUAGGUCGCAGCCAAAGUCGUGGGGUACAGGCAAGAACAUAAAAACAUUUCAACAAGAACAUCGGUGUAAGAUGUAGGAUCAGAGCAGAAAAUAUUGCUGGAGGCAGAAAAAAGUGCAGUGCUGACAUCAAUCAUCCUAUAUGGUGAAAUAUUCAGUGGUAGACACCAUGACUUCAGUGACGGGGGAUGAUGAUGAGUGCUCACCUUUGUUGCGAUCCUCAGAUACAGGCUCGAUUGUGGAAACACAACAAGACCAUAAAAAUAGAUGGUGGUCCAUCAGAGUUAUGUACCUUACCAUGUUCCUCAGUAGUGUAGGGUUUUCAAUUGUGGUGACAUCAAUUUGGCCAUAUCUCCAAAAGAUUGACCCAAGUGCAGACACAAGCUUUCUUGGCUGGGUUAUAGCUGCUUACAGCUUGGGACAAAUGGUCGCUUCACCCUUGUUUGGUUUGUGGUCUAACCAUAGGCCAAGAAGAGAGCCUCUUGCGGUGUCCAUAUCUAUCCUGGUAGCAGCCAGCUGCCUCUAUGCCUAUGUCCAUGUCCCUGCCUCACACAACAAGUAUUACAUGCUCCUUGCCCGAGCACUGAUUGGUUUUGGAUCAGGAAAUGUAGCAGUUGUUCGAUCAUAUGUCGCUGGUGCCACCUCCUUAUCAGAAAGGACCAGUGCCAUGGCUAACAUCAGUGCUUUUCAAGCUCUUGGCUUUAUCCUUGGUCCUGCAUUCCAGGCUGCAUUUACAGUAAUUGGAGAAGUAGGAGUGACCUUCAAAGCCAUUGACCUCCAAGUAAACAUGUACACUGCACCAUCACUUAUGGGGGCUUUCCUUGGCAUUGUGAACAUUAUUUUGAUCUUUGCAAUAUUCAGAGAACAUCAAGUUGAUGAUCAUGGAAGGCACAUAGGAAGUAUAAACUAUGAACCUGAAGGUACUGAUCCAGAAAAAGAUAGUGAAGAGCCAGUUGACCAGAUCGCAGUUGUCUCAUCAAAUAUUCUGUUCUUCAUCAUUUUAUUCAUAUUUGCCAUUUUUGAGACGAUCUCUACCCCACUUACAAUGGACAUGUAUGCAUGGACCAGGUCACAGGCUGUAUUUUACAAUGGAAUUAUCUUGGCUGCCAUUGGUGUUGAAUCGGUUGUAGUGUUUAUUACUGUGAAAAUUAUUUCUAAGAAGACUGGAGAACGAAUUCUGCUCCUUGGGGGAUUGGUUACUAUUUGGGUUGGAUUCUUUAUCUUGUUACCCUGGGGACAUCAGUAUCCCAGCAUACAGUGGGAAGACAUUCAGAACACAACCAAGCAUAACUCCACUUUCUUGGUUUCAAGUCUCUCCACAUCUGGCAAUCACACAGAUGAACCAACGGGGUGUCCAGCUUCUCAGUCCUGGUGUUUCUAUACACCAAUCAUCCACUUAGCUCAGUAUAUUACGUCUGACAUUUUAAUUGGUCUGGGCUAUCCAGUCUGUAGUGUCAUGUGUUACACAUUGUACUCUAAAGUUAUAGGACCAAAACCACAGGGUGUUUAUAUGGGAUGGCUAACAGCUGCUGGAAGUGCAGCGCGAACCCUGGGACCUGUCUUUGUCACUGAAAUCUAUACACACCUUGGACCUAGAUGGACCUUUAUAAUGAUUUGUGGCAUUGUAGCAAGUUCCAUAUUACAUAUGGUGGCAGUAUACAAGAGACUUAUUGCCUUUUCUGUGAGAUAUGGCAAAAUAUAAAAAUGAUCACUGUCCACCAAGGAACAAAAGCAAAGUAUUUUUUUUUAAGCGUACAGACUGGAGUAUUUUUUUCUUUCCAGAAAAUUAACUGACUUAAAUGAGGAGACUUAAAAAAAAUGAUCAUGUAUGGAGGAAGACUUGAUUCCUUCAUCACUAAGGAGCAUACGGUGUAGUAACUAAUUUUAAAUAAAAUAUUUAACAAAUUGAGACCUUGGAGCCAAAACCAGCAGUUGUUUUGUAAUAGUAAAUUAUGUUUUUGGGGCAUUUGUGGACAAUAUUUCCUUUUCGUAUUAUAUACUUAGCUUUACCUUUUUAAAUUCUUGGAGAUCUUUCAAAACCUGUCCAGAGGAAAAGUUGCCCAUAGCAACCAAUCAGCUCACUUUCACUUUUCAGAGGCCUUUUCAAAAAUGAAAGAAGCGAUCUGAUUGGUUGC